UUAACAAUGAAUUUGUCUUACUAGGAUACAAUAUCACAAAAAUCUGUAGAUAUACAUGAUUCUGUUCAACCAAGAUCUUCAGAUAACAGACAGCAGGCACCACUGGUUUCUGUUUCUACUAUGAAUGAAGAAGUUAGCAAAGUGAAAUCUACAGCAAAAUUCCCAGAACAAAAACUGUUUGCUGCCCUGUUGAUUAAAUGUGUUGUGCAGCUGGAACUCAUCCAGACCAUCGACAACAUUGUGUUCUUCCCAGCCACAAGUAAGAAGGAGGAUGCAGAGAACUUAGCUGCAGCCCAGAGAGACGCAGUAGACUUUGAUGUUCGAGUUGAUACUCAAGACCAAGGAAUGUACCGCUUUUUAACAUCACAACAGCUUUUUAAGCUACUGGACUGCUUAUUAGAGUCCCAUAGAUUUGCAAAAGCAUUUAAUUCCAACAAUGAACAGAGGACUGCUCUGUGGAAAGCGGGCUUCAAAGGCAAGUCCAAGCCCAACCUUCUAAAACAGGAGACAAGCAGCCUGGCCUGUGGGCUGCGCAUUCUCUUCAGGAUGUACAUGGACGAGAGCAGAGUCAGUGCCUGGGAAGAAGUCCAGCAGAGGCUUCUGAAUGUCUGCAGUGAAGCCCUGAGUUACUUCCUCACUCUAACGUCCGAAAGUCACCGUGAAGCCUGGACUAACUUACUUUUAUUAUUCCUAACUAAAGUUCUGAAGAUAAGUGAUAACAGGUUUAAAGCUCACGCAUCAUUCUACUACCCUCUCUUAUGUGAAAUUAUGCAAUUUGACUUGAUUCCUGAACUUCGUGCUGUUCUUAGAAGAUUUUUCCUACGAAUUGGAAUAGUUUUUCAGAUAUCACAACCACCUGAACAGGAACUUGGAAUAAACAAGCAAUGAUGAGAACUGAAUAUUUUUCUGUUGGUGUUUACAUUCCUCUGCUCUGUAACAGGACCCUAGAGCAGAGGUUUCCUACCUGGAAAAUUGUUUCUCUCAAUUGCAGUGUCUGAGAAUUACUGGUAGCGAUGCAAUGCGAUGCUUACAGCUAUAACUCAGUCCAACACUCCAUGUGGUCCCUAUAGUAAGUAGUCUGGUGGCUUCUCUGUCAUGUUGGGCUCAUGUUGAGCAGAAAGUCUGUUCAAACAGUGUCAGCUUACCCUCAUGGGUCCUUCCCUGUCCUCUGAGCAGGGUGAGCCCCACACACUUUUGGCAGGUACGAAAAUGAAACUUACCCAAAGAAGUAUAGAUAUAAAGAUGGAACUUCUGCAAGAAGUACAACUCAGGAGAGCUGUAUUUUGAAGGAUAAAAUGUUUAUAAUUGGGGGGGAAGGGAGAAAAUUAUUGCUCAUGGUAAAAGAUAUUUAGCAACUAUGGUAUUCUUACUCUGAAGAUUUUUGCACACUCAGGCUAUCUGAGAUACUGGGAAUCAUCAUCUUUCUGUGAAAAUGUACAGAGAUGGAGGGCUGUAAUAUAAAAACCUUAAAACAUAUUGUUCCUCCUGCACUGUCUUAUUUCUUUAUUUUCUUAUCUACUUGCUAAAUACCCAUAAUAUUUUGUCAAAUGCACUAAAACAUUUGGGGUGAACUUUUGUCUUUUGGGGGGAUGGUCAUGUUGAGGGCUUAAUAUGAAUCUGUUGUGACUAGUGCUUGUCAAGAUCACAACGGGGGGAACCACCAAGGUAGAACACAUCCACGCUGACAAGAACUACCUGUGACAUACUCCUAGGGCUUUAAAGAUGAGCCAUAAAGUAGAUGACCUUUCACAGAGUGAAACUUGAAUCACUGCAGAAUGAAUCUAGGUUGCUGUCACUUUUUCUUUUGGGUGGCGGGGCUUGAUGUAGAUUUUAUUCUAUGUACAGAAUUUAAUGUUGAAUAUAUUAAAAUAACAAAUCUGGCAUGGUUUGGGGAGGUUAGAUUUACUGGAAAUGUAUUCAUACUGUGAAUUGUGCUCUGAUGGUAAAAUGCAAAGCUUGUCAAGCAUUCCAUAUUAACAGUGGAUGUAGAAAAUUUUUUUCAGAUGGAUAAAAUGUAUAUGGUACAGAUGUAAAGUUUUCUAUGUAAAAAUUCUGUACAACUUUCUGUACAAUAUUGAUUCUCAUCUGGCAUAUCUAAUCAGGUUAUAGGUCAAUAAAGUUUUUGAAUUAUUUCAUCAGUGCAGUUAAAACUGUGUAAA
Cricetulus griseus (Chinese hamster) is the source of this 2159-nucleotide messenger RNA. Lineage: Eukaryota; Metazoa; Chordata; Mammalia; Rodentia; Cricetidae. The record is from RefSeq and is a predicted model, not a curated record.